Messenger RNA from Capsaspora owczarzaki ATCC 30864, 3377 nucleotides. RefSeq lists its product as hypothetical. The transcript has 26 exons. NCBI's taxonomy places the organism in Eukaryota, Filasterea, Ministeriida, Capsasporidae. The coding region runs from base 47 to 3142 and encodes 1031 amino acids. The record is from RefSeq and is a predicted model, not a curated record. Gene Ontology annotation, molecular function: protein binding. Gene Ontology annotation, cellular component: extracellular matrix.
CCCCUGUUCUCCCUUUUCUCCCUUUUUCUCCUUUACGCUUUUCGCAAUGCGGCGUCGAUCGUCUGCCAUUGCGCUGAUUCCCAUCCUACUGGUGGUGCUCUCUUGCUUUGAGCGAGCAGCUGCCCAGUCCGCCUGCACCAUGUGCCAGUGCCAGGCGGGAAACGUUGUGUUUUGCUAUGGCGUUUCCGCGGUUCCCAGCGACUUCCCGAUCGACACGACUUACAUCUUUUUCUCCGUUUCGCCGCUGACGAGUGUUCCCUCCAAUGCGUUUGAUGGCCUGAACCAGUUGACGAGACUGACAUUUUUGCAGACCGGACUCACUGCGAUUCCAUUCAAUGCGAUAAGCUCGAUUACCACCCUUCAGAGUUUGACCUUUUCUCCGGCAACGUAUCUGGCCGCUGAUCUCACCGGCAACCAAUUUACUGGGUUCCCGAGUCUUACCUAUUUAGAUCUGAAAAACGUCGAGUUUUCGAAUUUUGCCGCCAACGCCUUCAAUGGCCUGUCGCAAUUAACGUCCUUAUCCUUGACAAUGACUGGCACUGCCACUGCUACUGCCACCUCCUUUCCCGUCUUUUCGGCUCUCACAUAUUUCUACCUGGAUACUCCUGCAGUCGGGUCUUCUGCUUCAACUGAGCUCUUUGCAAAGAUGCCAGCCUUGUCAACUCUAUACAUGGCACAAACUCGCGUGACAUCGCUCGCGCCCAACGCAUUUGCAGGCCUGAGCAAUUUGACAACUCUCGCUCUAUGGGGCACUGGCAUCACGAGUUUUCCUGACCACGCAUUUGCCCAACUUUCGUCCCUCCAAAGCUUGUCGCUUCAUUCUGUACCCGUUACAACGAUUGCUGCCUCAGCGUUCAGUGGGUUGACCAGCCUGACCUCGCUCACGCUGGACGUCCACCUAUUGACAAGCCUACCAACUAAUGUAUUUCAAGACUUGACCUCGCUGCGGGACCUAGACAUGAGCAGAGGGCCCUACGGCGUAGGCAUAUGUUUCACUGGAGUAUUCCAGUCGCUCACCGAACUGAGCACUCUGCACAUGAAUUGGGGGGAGCCUUGUGCGCUACACACUCACGCCUUCACCGGCCUCUCUGCUCUUGAGACGCUGAAUUUGUACGGUCCCGUGGACAGCAUCGCAGACAACGUGUUUGAGCCAUUGCCAUCCUUGAAGUCAUUAAAUUUGAUUGUGCUUCCGAAUCUCACCCUUGCUUCCAACGCGUACUCUGGGCUCCAGGAGUUGCCAACGUUAUCUCUGAAGCUGACGCAGCUCAACGCUCCGAUUUUUGAAAUGUUCUCGGCUCUUCAUGCGCUAACCACACUAGACUUGAGCGCAUCGCAAUUUUCCGUCCUUCCCAGUCAUGCUUUCGCCGCACUCCCGCAGCUGACAAACUUAUACCUGGGCAACGGAGCUUGGGACCCGGUAAUUUCAAGCGUUGCAUCCGAUGCAUUCUCAGAUCUUUUGCAACUGGAAUUCCUGUCGAUGGGUGGAAACUACGAAACCUUGACAACCCUCCCUCCCGGCUUGUUCUAUGGGCUCACAAAACUGCGUACAGCGGAUCUGAGUGGUAACGCGUUUCCCGGUCCAAGCGCCCCGCCGAGCACCUAUGGCAGCCCCAGUAAUCCAACUCCGUGCAACGCAUCAUGCGUGACCUGCUUUGCCGCUGGAGCCGAGUCGUGUUGCAGCGCCAACUGUUUGACGUGCACUUCAACCAGCGUGUGCACCGCAUGCUACAAUGGGUUUGUGCUGGCGAAUGGCCGGUGCUGGGCUCCGACGGAUGCGUGUGCCGUUUGUACCUGCACUGGCACGGAUGUCCAGCUUUGCAGCAGCUCGCUGACCGCCAUUCCGACGAACAUCCCCGUCACUACGACCUACUUAAACCUCUGGGAGACCAAAAUUUCGAGUUUGUCAAGCAAUGCUUUUGCUGGACUGACGGCGCUGACAAGUCUGUACGUACCUUACACCGCCGAUUCACCUCUACGCAACAUCGAGAGCAAUGCAUUCUCGGGUUUGCCGAGUCUCCGUACCUUGUACAUUUCUUAUCAACCGAAUGCUACUGUGGCGGCAAGCGCUUUCGCUGGUCUCGAGCUCGUGAGAGAGGUUGGUCUGCAAGUGCCUCAGCUCAACCACAUUUCGAGUCAACUCUUUGCGUCGCUGCCAGGGGUCACCGCGCUGAUUACCGUUGACAGUAUGCUCUCUGUGAUUCCCGCGAACGCUUUCGUCGGCCUUACGAAUGUUCAACACUUGAUUGUGACUGACAUUGCUGGCUCGCCGAUGGUGACCAGCGUUUCCAGUCGCGCUUUCGCCGGACUUGUGAACGUUCAAUCAAUCACUCUCGCCGACAAUCCUGGUCUGACAACCCUGCCGCCGGGCCUCUUCCAAGGCCUGACUUCUCUGCAGUCUCCAAGCAACUCCUUGAGGGGCAACGGGUUUGCCGGUCCAAACGCCCCACCGAGCACAUAUGGCGACUAUUUGGCUCCAAUUCCGUGCAACGCAUCAUGCGCGACCUGCUUUGCCGCCGGAGCCGAGUCGUGUUGCAGCGCCAACUGCUUGACGUGCACCUCGGCAACCAACUGCACGGCAUGCUACGGUGGCCGGAUUUUGCAGCAGGGUGUUUGCAUCAGUCCCGCCAACGACUCAGCCAGUACUUCUCCGCUUCCUGUUAUUGUCGGUGCGACUAUUGGAGGAAUCGUUGCCGUGUUUGCGCUGCUAUUGCUGCUGGUCGUGCUCCGCCGCCGCCGUUCACAUAAGCCGGGCCAACCGCAGCAGGUUCACAACGUUGUCGCGACUGUGGGCAGCCGCAACUCUGUUUUCAGAUCAUCCAAGAAAGCUGAAGCAGAGGGACAUGGCACCAACGCGUACGAAGCAGCAAUGGCGCAUGAUUCCAACACUCACAAUCCUUUGUACGAGGCGCUUUCCGACCAUCCCGAAUCGUUUUAUGCAUCGACCGAUAUGUACGCAAGUGUUAGCCCCACGUACAUGAAUGCUGGAGCCACAGCCCAGUCCACGCCAAACCAGGAGCUUCACUAUGUUGGGCCGGAUCUUGCCACUGGUUCGACUCGUCCGGAGCUUGCCGCCUCUACGAGCAAUUAUGCAGUGAUUGCAGGGACUGCUUCCUCCGAUCCGACGUACGCCAAUCUUCAUUGAGCCUCCUGUACUUUGGCGUUGUCUCUGGUGCUUUCAGCGCGAGCUGCGACGAGUUUUCUGUGCCUUGCCCGAGAUUCUAGGACAUUCCACAAGGUGUUUUUGACAAAGUGUUCUGCUUUUGCGUUUGACUCGAGCGCUUGUAUGUUUGUGUUGGAGUUAUACGACCUUCUUGGUCGUCCGUGUUCGAGUUACGUGGCCUUCAAGGUCGCUGGUGUUCAUUUGAGUUCUUUCAUGU